This is a messenger RNA of Mya arenaria, 582 nucleotides long. RefSeq lists its product as uncharacterized. NCBI's taxonomy places the organism in Eukaryota, Metazoa, Mollusca, Bivalvia, Myida, Myidae. The coding region runs from base 1 to 582 and encodes 193 amino acids. The record is from RefSeq and is a predicted model, not a curated record. The transcript has 3 exons.
AUGUAUACGUGUGAUUUAGAUAGUCAGGGUGGAAAUGAAGACGACGACGAACAAAGACUAACAGUAAUAGUCGCUGUCGCCUCAGCUGUUGGCAUGGUCAUUUUAAUUGCUGUGGGAUGUUUUGCCUACAGACUUAGAAGGAAAGAUUACAAGAGGUCUCGCAGUCAAGGCAGUGAAGACAGCGGCUCUGAUUCUCCUCCUCCGCACAGGACAACUCCCAGGGUAGCACACUUUAACCCCGAGUCUGUUCCCGGUCCGUCCAAUCUACCUGAUGUCUAUAGUGCGGAUGAGCAACAUCAGAUCGACAUGACAAUGUUUGAUAGAAGUGCCCAAAGAGAAAGCAGGCUUGACAGAGAUAUGAACGAUGAAUACCCUUAUUCUCGCCCCUACUCCACCCCGAGACCUAAUAUUCAGUCUGCACAUGCACAGGUGUAUGACAAUGCUGGUUUAGUGCGUGACGAAGGAGGCAUGGUCAGGCGUUCAGAACCAAAUCCUGAUUACGAUAAUACCCCGUCAACCGUUGCGGCUCACGGGGUCAGACGAUCGGGAAGUGAUGUUCGACGUAGCAUUACUCAUCUCUAG